Manis javanica (Malayan pangolin) is the source of this 3341-nucleotide messenger RNA. It is a transcript of the gene PPEF1, whose product is annotated as protein phosphatase with EF-hand domain 1. Gene Ontology annotation, biological process: detection of stimulus involved in sensory perception. The record is from RefSeq and is a predicted model, not a curated record. NCBI's taxonomy places the organism in Eukaryota, Metazoa, Chordata, Mammalia, Pholidota, Manidae. Gene Ontology annotation, molecular function: phosphoprotein phosphatase activity; iron ion binding; manganese ion binding.
GGGCGGGCGGAAGCGGACCUUGCCCCGGGCCCUGUACCACGAACAACUUCCCUCCGCUCGUGAGGGACGUGUACCUUCCCCGCUCUCCCCGCGGAGACCCUGAGUCCGGCAGCAUUGGAGGCCUUGAGUCUGGAGCAGAGCUGACGGGAGCUCCACUUGGAGCCUGAGAUUCAGGCAGCGCGCGGUUUGGGUUUUUGAACAGAAUCCUCCAAAGCAGGAACCAAGAGCUUGCUGGAAACAAGUGUUGAUGACUUUCACCUUGAAACCACCAGCAUCAUGGAGAGCACCUCAGAUGGCCAGUUUCACCUGGCACUGCAGUCUGUUCAGUCAGAUUUGUGAGGCCUGACACCCCCAGUAUCAGAAGGAAUCUUGUGGUUGCAAGUACCAGAGGAUUCAGCCCAAACUGAGUUAGCAAAACCAGUCUCAGAUGCAUCUGACUUGAAAAUUCCAAAGGUUCAUGAACACAAAAAUGGUUGACAAGGAGGCAAGUUUCUUCAAAGAAAGCUUGAAGAGCCAGGACCUGCCUCUCCAGUAAGCAGGAAGUUGUGCUGCUCACUUUAUGUUGGCAGGCUGGGAGAACAUACCCCUGGUCAGCUGGAGGACAGCUAGAGAACAUCUGAGAAGAGGCUGGAACCUUCAUUUUGUAACCACACAAGAUGCUGACCAUGGCAGUGUAGUGUAAUGAUUAUCUCUGCAUCCCUCACAGAGAAGGUUUUUCCUUGUUUUUCUCCUGAAAUAUCUGGAGUAAAAUAUCUGCACUGGCCAAGCAGAAGAAACAGUAGGUGCCCACCCAUGAAUGAUUCGUCCAACUCAUCAGCUAAGAAUUGCUCUUUAUAAAGUCAGCUUUUUCCACUACUGAGCUCACCAUUCGUCUUCACUACAAGUCUGUAAGCGGAUCAGCUGAGGAGUGGCUCUUCACAGCAUGAAGGGAGGCUCUUCACACACUUUUGGAAUGAGAUGUUGAAUCCAUUACGUGAGCAAUUUCGAAGACAUGGGCUGUAGUGCUUCAUCUUCAUUGAAAGACCAGAAAUCUGAGACAGUGAUGCAGGCGGCUUUGAAAAUCCAGAACUGGUACCGAGGUUAUAGGGUUCGGUUGAAGGCCAGACAAUGCCAUGCCCUCUCCAUCUUCCAGUCCAUCGAAUAUGCUGAUGAACAAGGCCAAUUGCAGCUAUCCAACUUUUUUUCCUUCAUGUUGGAAAACUACACACAAGUAUGUGAUAAAGACUCAGGAUUAGUCACUCGACUUGUUGGUAGCACCAUCCAGGACUACAAGAAUAGACAGGAUUGUGUGGGGUUGAUCGAAGUCCCAGACUCCUAUAAUGGCACUCGGCUGCACUUCCCUCUUACUUGUACUGAUCUUUAUUUACUUAUUGAAGCCUUCAAGCAACAACAGAUACUUCAUGCUUAUUAUGUCUUAGAGGUGCUAUUUGAAACCAAGAAAGUCCUGAAGCGAAUGCCAAAUUUCAAUCACAUAAAAACUUCUCCCUCCAAAGAGAUAACAAUCUGCGGUGAUUUGCAUGGGAAACUGGAUGAUCUUUUCUUGAUCUUCUAUAAGAAUGGUCUCCCCUCAGAGAACAACCCAUAUGUUUUUAAUGGUGACUUUGUAGAUCGAGGAAAGAAUUCCAUAGAGAUCCUAAUGAUCCUGUUUGUAAGUUUUCUUGUCUACCCCAAUAACCUGCACUUGAACAGAGGGAACCAUGAAGAUUUUAUGAUGAAUUUCAGGUAUGGCUUCACAAACGAGGUUUUACAUAAAUAUAAGCUGCAUGGAAAAAAAAUCCUACAAAUUUUGGAAGAUCUCUAUACUUGGCUCCCAAUUGGUACAAUCAUUGACAAUGAAAUCCUUGUCGUACAUGGUGGGAUAUCGAAGUCCACAGACUUGAAUUUACUUCACCAUGUGGAGAGAAACAAAAUGAAAUCUGUGCUGAUGCCACCAGUUCCAUUAGGUGAAGACCAUAAUACUGCUUUGGGGAAAAAUAAAGUGCCUCAAGGAGUCAAAACAAAUGAAUCCCCUUCUGAACAGUUAACAAAGCAUGAAUGGGAACAGGUCAUUGAUAUCCUGUGGAGUGACCCCAGAGGCAGAAAAGGCUGUUACCCAAACAUAAGUCGAGGAGGAGGCUGCUAUUUUGGGCCAGAUAUUACCUCCCAGAUUCUUAACAAAUACCAGCUGAAGAUGCUGAUUAGGUCCCAUGAAUGUAAGCCCGAAGGGUAUGAAAUCUGCCAUGACGGGAAGGUUGUUACUAUAUUUUCUGCUUCUAAUUAUUAUGAAGAAGGCAGCAAUCGAGGAGCUUACAUCAGAGUGGGAUAUGGUACAGCUCCUCGAUUCUACCAGUAUCAAGUAACUAGGGCAACAUGCUCGAGGCCUCUUUACCACAGGGUGAAUAUUAUGGAAAGUAGUGCCAUCAGGAUGUUAAAAGAGAGAAUAAUUUCACGAAAAACUGACCUCAUUAAUGCUUUCCAGCUUCAAGACUGCAAUAAAUCAGGAAAACUUUCUGUGGGCCAGUGGGCUUCUUCUAUGGAGGUUGUUUUGGAUCUGAACUUACCGUGGAGAUCCCUGAGUUUUCAUCUGGUGACCAGAGACAAAGAUGGAAAUAUUGACUACAUGUCCAGCUUCCAGGAUAUCCGCAUUAAAAACCCUGUGAAAGAGGCUCUGUCUACACUAAUUGAAACUGUGUACAGAUACCGAUCGGACCUGCAAAUCAUCUUUAAUGUCAUUGACUCUGAUCACUCAGGUCUGAUCUCCAUGGAAGAAUUUCGUUCCAUGUGGAAACUUUUCAAAAGCCACUACAGCAUUCAUAUUGAUGAUUCUCAAAUUGAUGAGCUCGCAAACAGAAUGGACUUAAACAAAGAUGGAAGCAUUGAUUUUAAUGAGUUUUUAAAGGCUUUCAAUGUAGUGCAUAAAUUUGAUAAGUUAAACAAGUCAGACACCAAACUUACUUAACAAGAAAUAGGGCUUUCCCUCUUGGCAAAUUGUUGGGCCCAAAUCACUGACACAGUCUUUUCCAGGACCCUUGAAACCCAUAGUCAGUAGUAGAGAAAAGUAGACCUCAAUUCAUGCCACGAGCAGGGGAUAGUGUAUUAAAAGUCCCUAGUAAGCUGUUAUUGGUUAAGAGUAAGUUAAAUGUCAGCUGAUAGGAUUUGGCUCGUGUCCAGACCCACACUGAGCCAGGUAGAAACUAGGUGAGCUACUGUUGGUCUCUUGGGCCAGGAGACCCAAGUAAAUUUGGAAACAUUGAAGGGAACCCACAGAACACCAGAGGAAAGUGUAACAUCUGUGACUGCCUGAGGGAAGGAAGAGGAUUGCCAAACUGUUAAGGAAAUAAAAUUUCCUUUUUAAAACUGAA